AUGGGAAAUUGUUUUUGUGACAAAUUGAGAACAGAAAAAGAAAUUCAAUCAAUAGUAUCUGACAACGUUGCAGUAAACUCAGAAAGAUUCUCAUCUCCUAUGCCUUCAACAAGGCGAAAUCGUAAUAGAAGCCCUGUGAUCUCUUUUGAUAGCUUUGAUAAAGAAAAUUUCCCAUCGCUUCAAGAAGGUGACUUUCAAUUAGAUAAAUUAAGGAAUAUCUUAAAUGAAUCAAAGCACCUUGCCUCGCAGCUAAAAAGACUGCGUGGAGAAGAUGUUUUGCCUGAGGAUUGGCCAAGAGCUUCAGACUGUUCGAAAAUUUGUGAAAUUGCAGAAGAGGAAUUAGCAAAGCAAAUUGAUGCAAUUUAUCAAGAUGUAAUGAUUAUGUAGAUGAAUUCAUUAAUAAAACAAGUAGAAGAUCUUAGGCAGCAUACUGGAGUAAUGACAAAACAAUAA
Messenger RNA from Blepharisma stoltei, 453 nucleotides. Lineage: Eukaryota; Ciliophora; Heterotrichea; Heterotrichida; Blepharismidae. The record is from the annotation of a GenBank genome assembly.